CAAGCUCAGUAGCUCGCAUUCCCACUCACACAGUCACACGACGAACACAUCCCAAGAACAGAAAAGAAAUCGAAGAUGAGCGUGGAGAUCCUGGACGGGAGCACGGUCCGGAGCUUCGUGGAGGACGAGGGCGCCUUCAACUCCUCCGUGGACGGCCGGUUCGCCGCGCUGGACGCCGACCACGACGGCCUGCUCUCAUACGAGGAGAUGGCCGGGGAGCUCAUGAGCCUCAGGGUCCUCGAGAAGCACUUCGGCGUGGACGAGGCAGCUCUGGAGCCGGAUGAGCUCGCCAUGCUCUACCGAGGCCUGUUCGCGCGGUUCGACAGGGACGGCAGCGGAGACGUGGACCGGAACGAGUUCCGGGCGGAGAUGAAGGAGGUGAUGCUCGCCGUGGCCAACGGGCUCGGCUUCCUCCCCGUGCAGAUGGUCGUCGAGGAGGGCAGCUUCCUCAAGAUCGCCGUCGACAGGGAGCUCGGACAGCUCGCCAAAGCUGCAUAAAGCUCACACAGUCACCUGGACAUGGACUGAUGGAUCACUACUCGCUCGGAGUAGUAUAGAUUACUAAAUUUUGAAGUGUCGUAAUUGCAAUUUUUACAUCGAGUUACAGUGUUACUACGAAAAUAUGUAGUGUAUUUCAUCCAUGUUGUUUAUUUCAUUACCCAAGGAUAUCAUACAUGUAAUUGCAAGAAUAAUUUAUUGGAAGAGAAUUGCUCCGAUUAUUUC
Setaria italica (foxtail millet) is the source of this 723-nucleotide messenger RNA. RefSeq lists its product as uncharacterized. Bases 76 to 498 code for a protein of 140 amino acids. Gene Ontology annotation, molecular function: calcium ion binding. The transcript has a single exon. NCBI's taxonomy places the organism in Eukaryota, Viridiplantae, Streptophyta, Magnoliopsida, Poales, Poaceae. The record is from RefSeq and is a predicted model, not a curated record.